Sesamum indicum (sesame) is the source of this 1551-nucleotide messenger RNA. RefSeq names its product sterol methyltransferase 1 (gene SMT1). Gene Ontology annotation, biological process: sterol biosynthetic process. Gene Ontology annotation, molecular function: sterol 24-C-methyltransferase activity. The record is from RefSeq and is a predicted model, not a curated record. Gene Ontology annotation, cellular component: endoplasmic reticulum. NCBI's taxonomy places the organism in Eukaryota, Viridiplantae, Streptophyta, Magnoliopsida, Lamiales, Pedaliaceae.
ACUCACCACCUUUUUCUAAUAUCCCUUUCUCUCUCUUCCCGUUUCUUCCGUUCCUUUCUCUUUUAUUUACUCCCAAUUUCACACCUUUUUCAACCCCUCUCGCUUUUUUCUUCUCUCUCAGUCUCUCAAAAGGGUCCUAAGAUUCUUUGACCCUUCUGAUCUCAUAGAUUGCAUUUUGAGAGGCUGAGGAUUUGUGGAAACAGAGAUGCCUAACCUGGGAACGUUGGAUCUGGCAUCUGGGGUUGGUGGGAAGAUUGAGAAGGACAAUGUUCUCUCCGCUGUAGACAAGUACGAGAAGUAUCAUGUCUGCUAUGGAGGCCAGGAAGAAGAGAGAAAAUCCAACUACACCGACAUGGUUAACAAGUACUAUGAUCUUGUCACAAGUUUCUAUGAGUACGGAUGGGGAGAAUCUUUCCAUUUUGCACCCAGAUGGAAAGGUGAGUCUCUCAAGGAGAGUAUUAAGCGGCACGAGCAUUUCCUUGCCUUACAACUUGGGCUGAAACCGAGGCAGAAGGUCUUGGAUGUAGGAUGUGGAAUUGGUGGACCAUUAAGAGAAAUUGCUCGAUUCAGUUCCACAUCCGUCACUGGUCUCAACAACAAUGAGUACCAGAUAUCUCGCGGAAAGGCCCUAAACCGGAUGGCUGGUCUGGACCAGACUUGUGACUUCGUUAAAGCUGAUUUCAUGAAAAUGCCAUUCCCCGAUAACAGCUUUGAUGCAGUCUAUGCAAUUGAAGCCACAUGCCACGCCCCAGAUGCGGUUGGCUGCUAUAAGGAGAUAUACAGAGUACUGAAACCCGGCCAGUGUUUUGCUGCAUAUGAGUGGUGCAUGACUGAUGGCUAUGACCCUAACAAUGAAGAACACCAGCAGAUUAAGGCGGAAAUUGAACUCGGUAAUGGCCUCCCUGACAUUAGAAGGACACAUCAAUGCCUUGAAGCUCUUAAGCAAGCUGGUUUUGAAAUUGUGUGGGAGAAAGAUCUUGCGUUGGACUCACCCGUUCCGUGGUACUUGCCCAUGGAUACAAGUCACUUCUCUCUCAGCAGUUUCCGGUUGACGUCUGUUGGACGUUUUUUUACCAGAAAUAUGGUUAAGGCCCUAGAAACACUGGGAGUUGCGCCAAAGGGAAGCCAAAGGGUUCAAGCUUUCUUAGAGAAAGCCGCAGAAGGACUUGUUGCCGGGGGCAAGAAAGAGAUUUUCACAUCGAUGUUUUUCUUUUUGGCUCGCAAGCCCGACUUGCCAACUCAGUAACGUGUAAGCGACAGGACCUGCACGCCCCCUGCUGCAAUGUGUAUCCAAUAAUUUUAGGGAUCCUGACUAAUAGAUGGUUUUGAUCGGGACCGUUUGUGGUACUCACUAGGUUGGAUUUGCUUGUAACCUGCUGUCUUGGUGUGUAUUGUGAUACCGCUAGUUGCUUUAUUUCUGUAUCUGUUUGAUAUCAUGAGACUUGCUUUCGCCUAUCUCCCCCAAGUAUCUUUCCUCUACAGUGUAUUCUCAGAAUGGCAAGAAAAUAGGAUACUGUUUUUAGCAAACCUGAAUUUCUCUGAUUGUGUCUA